Molecule: messenger RNA, 5071 nt
Organism: Hipposideros armiger (great roundleaf bat)
Lineage: Eukaryota; Metazoa; Chordata; Mammalia; Chiroptera; Hipposideridae
Gene: SEMA4D
Product: semaphorin 4D
Exons: 16
Coding region: 1114-3684 (856 amino acids)
Biological process (GO): negative chemotaxis; ossification involved in bone maturation; positive regulation of GTPase activity
Cellular component (GO): plasma membrane
Molecular function (GO): semaphorin receptor binding; chemorepellent activity
Source: RefSeq, a predicted model, not a curated record
UUGGUGGCACGUUUGCCAGAGCGUGUGGAUUCUCUCUAAUGGCUACGUCCUGGGAGGAAAGCCAGGUUAAAAGGAGAGGCCUCCGUUGGCUCAGGCUGUGCUGGACGGAGCUGGAUGACAGUCUGUGGUCGAGCUGGCCUGACUCUGUAACUCCACUGUAUAGUUUUAAGGAAUUACCAAAGAUGAAGGCAAAGAGAAUGGUAUUUUGUGGUUUUGAGAUUUAAAAAAGAAAUCCUCUCACGGGCCUGGGCUUGUCGAGGCCCCUUGGCCCGUCCCUCCCACUGCGGCUGAGAGGAGACUUCAUAGUCCCUCUGCAGCUGGGCUGGGUCUGGGGGCCGCGCACAGGGCAGGAGGAGUCUGGUUCCCUGACGAAACCACACGCGCUGUUCCUCACCAGCAGUGAGCACCUGGGGGUGGAGGACGCUGCCACAGGCGGCCCAGGGCUCAGCCCUGAGCCAGCUCCAGAUUCCAGGUGCUUCCGGGCAACUCCUGUGACGCCUUCACCAGCUGGCAAAUGGCAAAGAGAAGGACCACUGUUUCUGAAGUGCCUGCUGUGGGGCCAGGACACCCCUCAUCUCUGCCCUGAAUUCCUGGAGGAGGAGGGGACAGGAGCUGCUGCUCUGGCACCAGGAGUAUUCGAGAGCGAUUUUUGGCCCGCUCACUGUGACAGGCCCCAUCCUCAGCGCCACGCACCGUUCCAGAGCCGGGAUGUGCUGACAAGUUCUACCCGUGUCUGCAAGACCCUGGAGGGGGAGUCCCAGCUCUGACCGUGGCUCUAGACAGGUUCCUGCGUUCUAGCAAAGAUUUCUGAAGAUUUCUUCCUAGAAACGAUUGGGAAGUUUUGAGAGGCACAGGAUACAGAAUUUCUCCAAAAGGUUGUAAAGAAGCACACUGUUUAAGAGCAAAACCAGGAGGCCUUUGCAGUGGUGAGAGCUGCCAGACCCCACCCAGUGUGCCGGGAAAUGUGGGUUCUUGGGGGUCACAGCGCCCACCAGCUCCAGGCUGUGCUGCAGGUCACGGCCCAGGGACUCUGAGCAGCGUGCACCGGACACCCACCGUGACCUCCUCUGUCUACAACAUUUGCUGCUGAAGCCCGUGCUGCGGCCCCUGCCGAUGAGGAUGUGCGCCCCCGUGGGGGGGCUGCUCACUGCCCUUGCCGUAGUAUUUGGGACAGCGGUGGCAUUUGCACCCAUACCUCGAAUCACCUGGGAGCACAGAGAGGUGCAGCUGGUGGAGUUUCACCAGCCCGGCAUCUUCAACUACUCAGCCUUGCUGCUGAGCGAGGACAAGGACACCCUGUACGUGGGCGCCCGGGAAGCUGUGUUUGCCGUGAAUGCGCUCGAUGUCUCCCAGAAGCAGCACGAGGCAUAUUGGAAGGUCUCAGAAGACAAAAAAGCAAAAUGCGCAGAAAAGGGGAAAUCAAAACAGACAGAAUGCCUCAACUACAUCCGAGUGUUGCAGCCACUCGGUGCCACUGCCCUUUACGUGUGUGGGACCAACGCCUUCCAGCCAGCCUGUGACCACCUGAACCUAACGUCCUUUCAGUUUCUGGGGAAAAAUGAAGAUGGCAAAGGAAGGUGUCCUUUUGACCCAGCACAAAGCUACACGUCUGUCAUGGUUGACGGAGAGCUUUAUUCCGGGACGUCAUAUAACUUCUUGGGAAGUGAGCCCAUCAUCUCCCGGAAUUCUUCCCACAGUCCUCUGAGAACGGAAUACGCAAUACCUUGGCUCAACGAGCCCAGCUUUGUGCAUGCCGAUGUGAUUCGAGAGAGUCCAGACAGUGCUGAGGGUGGGGACGACAGGAUCUACUUCUUCUUCACGGAGGUGUCUGUGGAGUAUGAGUUUGUCUUGAAGCUGGUGAUCCCCCGGAUAGCGCGGGUGUGUAAGGGGGACCAGGGCGGCUUGAGGACCUUACAGAAGAAGUGGACCUCCUUCCUGAAGGCCAGGCUGAUCUGCUCCAGGCCAGACAGCAACCUUGUCUUCAAUGUGCUGAGGGACAUCUUCGUCCUCAGGGCUCCAGGCCUGAAGGAGCCUGUGUUUUAUGGGGUCUUCACCCCGCAGCUGAACAAUGUGGGGCUGUCGGCCGUGUGUGCCUACAACCUGUCCACAGCCGAGGCGGUCUUCUCCCGAGGGAAGUACAUGCAGAGCGCCACAGUGGAGCAGUCCCACACCAAGUGGGUGCGCUACAAUGGGGCUGUGCCCUCGCCCAGGCCCGGUGCGUGCAUUAACCACGAGGCGCGGGCGGCCAACUUCUCCAGCUCCCUCAACCUGCCAGACAAGACGCUGCAGUUUGUCAAAGACCACCCCCUGAUGGAUGACUCCGUGACCCCCAUAGACAAUAGGCCCAGGCUGGUCAAAAGCGAUGUGAACUACACGCAGAUCGUGGUGGACAGGACCCAGGCCCUGGACGGCACCGUCUACGAUGUCAUGUUUCUCAGCACUGACCGAGGUGCCCUGCACAAAGCCAUCAGCCUUGAGAACAGUGUCCACAUCAUCGAGGAGACACAGCUCUUCCAGGACAUGGAGCCAGUCCAGACCUUGCUGCUGUCCUCCAAGAAGGGCAGAAGGUUCGUGUAUGCUGGUUCCAACUCGGGUGUGGUCCAGGCGCCUGUCGCCUUCUGUGGGAAGCACAGCACAUGCGAUGACUGCGUGUUGGCCCGGGACCCAUACUGCACCUGGAGCCUGGCCACGGCAACCUGCGUAGCCCUGCAUCAGACCAAUGACCCCAUCAGGAGUCUGAUUCAGGACAUGAGCGGGGAUGUGUCCACCUGCCCCGAUAAAAUUAAGGAAAGUUUCCGGCGGCAUUUUUUCAAGCAUGGCAGCACAGCGGAACUCAGAUGCUCCCAAAAGUCCAACCUGGCGCGGGUGGUGUGGAAGUUCCAGAAUGGAGUGCUCAAGGCCGAGAGCCCCAAGUACAGCCUGGUGGGCAGGAAGAACCUGCUCAUCUUCAACCUGUCGGACGGAGACAGUGGGGUGUACCAGUGCCUGUCGGAGGAGAAGGUCAGGAACAAAACGGUGCUGCAGGUGGUGGCCAAGCACGUUCUGGAGGUCAAGACAUUCGCACGGACCUCAGUGGCCUCUACCUUUCUGACCACUGGGACAGAAGGUGGUAGGAUUACCCCCGAAGUCUCCAUGGGGCCCACCCAAGGCUCCUCUCCCCGGACCCCAGCUGUUCAGGUCACCACACCUUCCAGCCUGGUGCCCACCAGCACGUCCUGCGAACCAAAGAUUGUCAUCAACACAGUCCCCCAGGUCCACUCGGAGAAGACGAUGUAUCUCAAGUCCAGUGACAACCGCCUCCUCAUGUUCCUUUUCCUCUUCUUCUUCGUUCUUUGCCUCUGCCUGUUUUCUUACAACUGCUAUAAGGGCUACCUGCCCGGACAAUGCCUAAAAUUCCGCUCCGCCAUGCUGCUGGGGAAGAAGCAGCCCACGUCGGACUUCUCCGACUGCGAGCAGAGUGUGAAGGAGACGCUGGUGGAGCAGGGCAGCCUCUCCCAGCAGAACGGAGGGCAGCCCAGGCCGGCCCUGGACACCGGCUAUGAGACGGAGCAGGACACCACGGCCAGCAGAGCACCCACCGACAGGGAGGACUCGCAGAGGAUCGACGACCUCCCGGUCAGGGACAAGCCAUUCGAUGUCAAGUGCGAGCUGAAGUUCGCCGACUCGGAUGCAGACGGGGACUGAGGAGGGUCUCAAGGAGAGGUCUUUGUGUUCCUUGUGCAGUAACCUCACCCCGUGCCAUGUAGGUAGCCCGUCGUCCUCAGACCUCAGUUCCCUGUGUCUCUUCUCUUGGGUCGAGUUUUUGACUUGGUUUCUCUUUGUCCUUUCGGAAAAUGACCAGCCUCACACCUGGGCUCCCUCAGUCGGUCGGUUGAAGCACUAUGAGAGGUACCUGCAGGCGGCGUCUCACCUGAACCCUCUCUUGUGGCAGGGAGAGGGCUGACUGCCGCUGGCCUGGGAAGAGUUGGGCCUAGAGCAUCCCCUCCUCAGAGCGGCCACUGAAAGAUAAUUUAAUUCCAGAUUGGAAAUGACAUUUUAGUUUAUCAGAUUGGUAACUUAAUCGCCUGUUGUCCAGAUUGGCACGAAGCUUUUUCUUCCACGUAAUUAUUUUUUAGUAUUUUGCUUUAAUUUUGUUGGAGUGUUAGGUCAUUUAUUUUUUAAAUUACUAAAGCAGAUGUUUUAAUAUUUGGAAGAUGUACGUCUUCUACAUUUUGUUGUAUGUGGCUUACGUUGCUUAAGAUUCUCAGGGAUACACUUACUUUUGCUAAACAUGUUCUUUCUGCUUUUAGAAACACAGACGAAGCCGUCUCUUGAGCACACUUACUUUUUUAAAACAAAUUUUAUUCCUUGAGGGAAGUGUCGUUUUUAGAGAGAUUUUCUUUCUGUACUUUUUUCUCUUGUUUUAACUCUUUUGAAGAAGAGAAGACGUGGAGGACUGUCCAAUGACCACCGGGCAGCAUUUUGAUCGAGGGACGAUGGCCCCAGUGGGUGCUGGGUGGAGCUGGGCUGGCCCUGAGCUGAGGAGACGAGCGUUUUACAAUCCAUUGUCCAUGGCCACUGGUCACAACCUCCUGUCCAGACAGACGGAACGUUCAUCAGGACUCUGGUUAUCUGAACAUCUCCUUUUUCUUUGUGCUUCCAUCUCACACCUCUUACCCAACCAGACUUUUCACGUGGCUGACCUGAGCCGUCCACAGCUGGAGGAGAGCCGGGCAGCGGGGAGGGAUCGGCCUGUGACCACAGCUGCCCACAGACGCCGCCAUGGCAGACCUGCGUGGCCUGGCACCGUCUUUAAGGUGUGAGGGGCGGUGCAGUUUAACAUCACCGACUUCAUACUCCACUUCCCACUGUCCAGAUGCCCACAAGAGGCGACUUUUUUUCCGUGGCAAAGAGCAAUAAACUCUGGAUUUCUGUGUGCCUGUGUGGACAGUCUCAUCUUCCAGCAUGAUAGGAUUCGACUGUUUUGGUGUAAACAUUCGUGUUUUAUAAAAUUUACUUUGUUUUUAUUUUUCUACUUUAAAUUGUAUACAUUUGGAAAGUAACCGAAUAAACGAGAAGCUUAUAUCCUUGA